Rotaria socialis is the source of this 1812-nucleotide messenger RNA. The record is from the annotation of a GenBank genome assembly. NCBI's taxonomy places the organism in Eukaryota, Metazoa, Rotifera, Eurotatoria, Philodinida, Philodinidae.
AUGCAAAAUAAACUCAUUUUUAAGUUUUGGCGACGAACUCAUAUAAAAGAGUCAACUGAUACGGAAAUUGGUACAAUAAAUACACACGAAGAGGAAAAAGAUAAUCACGAAUGGGAUAAUCCACUUGAGUUUAUAUUUUCUUUAAUUUCAAAUUCCGUUGGUCUCGGAAAUGUUUGGCGUUUUCCUUAUUUAGCCGCUAAGAGUGGUGGUGGUCUGUAUUCAAUUCUGCUUUCCUAUACUAUUUAUCGAUUCAUAUGUUAUAUAGGUGCAUUUUUAAUUCCAUAUUUUAUAUUGUAUUUUUUAAUUGGUGCACCAAUAUAUUACCUUGAAUUAGCACUUGGUCAAUUUUCUAGUCGAGGUCCAGCUACUGCAUUUUUACUUGCUAAAGGAUGGCAAGGUGUCGGAUUUGCUAUGAUAAUAAAUAGUGUACUUUGUAUGCUUUAUUAUAAUGUUAUUAUAAGUUGGGCUUUAUUUUAUUUUAUUUCAUCAUUUCGAACAAAUCUUUUAUGGAAAAAAUGUGGAUAUUGGUGGAAUGAUGCGAGAUGUUUUGUCCCCGGUGCUGAUAGUUCAUCGUUUAGAGUAAACGGAACAACAUAUAACUGUACUGAACCGCAAUUUCUUAAUCGUACAGAGUAUUUAUGUGAACAAAUCAAUGCAACAGAUCGAGUGACAGCUACAGAACAAUUCUUUUUUCAAUUACUUUUGAAUAAGAGUAAUAAAUUUGAAGAUUUUGGCAGACCAAGAGCGUAUCCUGCUGUUUCAUUAUUAUUGGCUUGGAUUAUUGUUGGUGCAUGCAUUAUUCGUGGUGUUAAAUCGUCAGGAAAAGUUGCAUAUUUUACGGCUAUUUUCCCAUAUAUUGUUCUUCUGGUAUUAAUUAUUCAAAGUUCAUUAUUAAAUGGAGCUAUUCAAGGAAUCAAAUACUAUGUUAUUCCAAGAUGGGAGCUUGUUGCAAAAUUUGAAACUUGGCAAGCAGCUGCAUCUCAAGUAUUUUUCUCACUUGGCCUCAGCUUUGGUUCAUUAAUGGCUUAUUCAGCAUCAAAUAAAUUUAACAAUAAUUUUUUCAGACAAAUGUGUAUUGUUGUAUCAUGUGAUUGUUUUACCGGUGUAUUUGCUGGCUUUGCUGUAUUUGCUACGAUUGGUUAUUUGUCAACGGAAUUAAAAGAAUCAGUUUCAAAAUAUGCCGAUGCAUCUGGUCCAGGAUUAGCAUUUAUAACUUAUCCCGAAGCUAUUGCACAUAUGCCAGCUAGUUCACUUUUUUCGAUUCUCUUUUUUCUGAUGCUUUUAGCACUUGGACUUGGUUCACAGUUUGCUUUAACAGAUGUUCCAAUAACAUCAAUAUUGGAAUUGUUUCCAAGAUUUAAAUCCCAGAGAGAGUUGACAGUAAUAAUUACUUGUGUUGUAUCAUUUUUAAUAAGUUUACCAUUUACAUGUCCAGUUCGUAUUGAAGUUUUUUUAAAUUUUAUUUCUGAAUAUCGAAAUGUUUUUAUUGAAUUUUUAUUUUAUGGAACAAAAUAUAUACGAUCAAUUGGUCCUUCAACCGAUAAUGGCUCUUCAGAUGAUAACAACUGUCCUGAAAAACCUCGAUAUAUAGAAGCAUUUACUCAAAAUAAUGCACCUCGGUACGAUUGGGGACCGAAGAAAAGUAUAAGCCACGUUGGUUUAUAUGCUUAUUUGAAAACAGUAGAAUCAAAAGACGUCAUUGUUCUUGAUCGAAUAAUGAAUGUAUCAAACGAUGGAUAUUCCAAUCGAAGUUAUCAAGAGGAUUGUAUUUCGAAUAAGAAUGCUCCGCAAAUACCAACAGAAAGACAUUAA